AUGCCAAUUUUCAAUAUGGCGCACCGUGCCGCGGCACGGUUCCAGUUCGGCUAGCGAAAAAGCACUCAUUUUGUCUCGGAUGCACAUCGCCGGGAUCCAUCAAAUACUAAACAAUAGACGCGUAAUGUAACCCCUUACCGGAAUCACCAACUACCAGUACGCGAACUUUGUCGAUUGCCGCCAUAUAGUGAAGUGAAAAAUCGUGCAAGCUCCGAACCUAGCCUACGUGAAAACGAACAACAAACUGAGCGAGAAGCACACACAGUCAUCCCGACGCUAGCCUAAUAUUUGACAGAUCGAAUCACGCUACACAGUAACAAAAAUGGGAGACCAACGGUACGUUACUGAGAUACCGAGCAGUCUCAAACAGUUGGCUCGUUUCGUCGUACGGGGGUUCUACACGAUCGAAGAUGCACUCGUGAUCGAUAUGCUGGUUCGGAAUCCCUGCAUGAAGGAAGACGACAUAUGUGAGCUAUUAAAAUUUGAACGGAAAAUGUUACGUGCCCGAAUAGCCAUUCUGCGCAAUGAUAAAUUUCUCCAAGUUCGACUAAAAAUGGAAACCGGCCCCGAUGGAAAAGCGCAAAAGGUGAACUAUUACUUCAUCAACUACAAAACGUUCGUGAACGUGGUAAAGUACAAACUCGAUCACAUGCGCAAACGAAUGGAAACGGAGGAACGUGACGCUACGAGCAGGGCGAGCUUUAAAUGUUCCAACUGCAAGAAAACUUUUACGGAUCUUGAGGCCGAUCAGCUGUUUGAUUUCACGACGAGCGAGUUCCGCUGCACGUACUGUGGCAAUGCGGUGGAUGAAGAUAGUUCCGCACUGCCAAAGAAAGAUUCAAGACUGCUACUGGCGAAGUUCAACGAGCAGCUGCAACCGCUGUACGAUCUGUUGCGGCAGGUCGAGGGAAUUAAGCUUUCUCCAGAAAUCCUGGAACCAGAACCGGUAGACAUAGACACCAUACGAGGAAUUGCAAAACCAUCCACCAAAGUACCGACGGAGCAAUGGUCCGGGGAAGCCACUCGAUCCAGUGGGUUUGUCGUUGAGGAAACGCGGGUAGACAUUACGAUCGGUGAUAGCGAUACGCUGGACACGACAACGCAGCGCAAAGACCGGCCUGUGUGGAUGACCGAAUCAACCGUCAUUUCGAACGACAUGGACGACAAUUCGGUUGAUGCGAUCCUGGAAAAAGCUGCCUUUACCUCCACCCAACCACAAUCGACGGGCAGUAGCAGCGCGGGCACAAACAGUACCACUACGAAUGUGAUGUCAACCCGAAGCCGGAAGGAUGCGGACGACAUUAUGUCGGUGCUGUUGCAGCAUGAAAAACAGAGCGCGAACAAUACGGCCAAUGAAGCAGUACGCGGUCUGGGGCAGCACAACGAUGGUAACUCGAGUGAUACUAGCGAUGAUGAUAGGGAUAUCGAAAAUGCAGACAUACCGGACACCGAACAGGUGGAAUCGGUAUCCGAGGAUGAUGACAUGCCCUCGGUGUACGUUGCAGGAAAGCCAUAUCCGCUGGAUGAAAUUAAUGACAAGCUGAUAGCGGACAUGACGCCGCAGGAAAAGGAAACCUACAUACAGGUGUACCAGGACCAUUUCAGUCAUAUUUACGAUUAAUGAUUAGCCACAUCAAGGAAGGAAAAAAUAAAUGUUAAA
This is a messenger RNA of Anopheles moucheti, 1660 nucleotides long. It is a transcript of the gene TfIIEalpha, whose product is annotated as general transcription factor IIE subunit 1. Gene Ontology annotation, biological process: transcription initiation at RNA polymerase II promoter; transcription open complex formation at RNA polymerase II promoter. The record is from RefSeq and is a predicted model, not a curated record. Lineage: Eukaryota; Metazoa; Arthropoda; Insecta; Diptera; Culicidae. Gene Ontology annotation, cellular component: transcription factor TFIIE complex. The transcript has 3 exons. Bases 323 to 1621 code for a protein of 432 amino acids.